Hyaloscypha bicolor E is the source of this 1724-nucleotide messenger RNA. Its product is annotated as serine hydroxymethyltransferas-like protein. Gene Ontology annotation, biological process: folic acid metabolic process; L-serine catabolic process; tetrahydrofolate interconversion. The record is from RefSeq and is a predicted model, not a curated record. The transcript has 6 exons. Gene Ontology annotation, molecular function: cobalt ion binding; pyridoxal phosphate binding; zinc ion binding. NCBI's taxonomy places the organism in Eukaryota, Fungi, Ascomycota, Leotiomycetes, Helotiales, Hyaloscyphaceae. The coding region runs from base 54 to 1598 and encodes 514 amino acids. Gene Ontology annotation, cellular component: cytoplasm.
CUUGAUUCCCGCUUUUGCAUGAGGCGAGAGGAUAUUUGGACGAGGAGAUCAUCAUGUCUCUCUUCAAGGGAGCUUCUCGGUCUUUUGUGAGGGCUGCUGCUUGCAGAGCUCGACCAGUAUGUGGUUCGAGGCGAGCUGCAUCAUCCAUGACGGCAGAGUCUCAGCAGAAGCUCCUCUCUGCGGACCUCGAACAUGCCGACCCCGCUAUCUACAAGAUUCUCCAGAAUGAGAAACGGAGACAGAAGCAUUUCAUCAACCUCAUUCCCUCCGAAAACUUUACGUCCCAGGCAGUUCUGGAUGCUUUGGGAAGUGUUAUGCAAAACAAAUACUCUGAGGGAUACCCAGGAGCACGAUAUUAUGGCGGUAACGAAUUCAUUGACGAAGCAGAAAGAUUAUGUCAAACCCGUGCAUUACAAACCUUUGGUUUAAAGGAAUCAGAUUGGGGUGUAAAUGUUCAGCCUCUAUCUGGAUCUCCUGCAAACCUCUACGCAUACUCCGCUCUCCUGAACGCACAUGACCGAAUAAUGGGCUUGGAUUUACCUCAUGGUGGACAUCUUUCUCACGGAUAUCAAACACCUACAAAGAAGAUCUCAGCCAUUUCAAAAUACUUCGAAACUCUUCCUUACCGACUCGACGAAUCUACAGGUCUUAUCGACUACUCUAAGCUCGAAGAACUUGCCAUGCUCUACCGACCGAAACUCAUCAUUGCCGGUACCUCUGCCUAUAGCAGACUUAUUGAGUAUGAACGUUUCCGGGAAAUCGCCGACAAGGUUGGGGCAUAUCUUUUGGCGGAUAUGGCACAUAUUUCUGGUCUUGUCGCAGCGAAAGUUAUCCCAGGUCCUUUCGAGUACGCCGAUGUAGUUACUACAACUACGCACAAGUCACUGAGAGGCCCAAGAGGAGCUAUGAUCUUCUAUAGAAAAGGAGUUCGAAGAGUCAACGCCAAGACUAAGGAAGAAGAGAUUUGGAACUUGGAAGAUCCUAUCAAUGCUUCCGUUUUCCCUGGACAUCAAGGAGGACCUCAUAAUCAUACUAUCACUGCUCUGGCCGUUGCUCUUAAGCAAGCACAAAGCAAUGAGUUUAGAGCUUAUCAGGAAGCAGUUCUUCUGAAUGCUAAGGCCUUUGCCAAGCGGCUGGGUGACCCCAAGGAGAAAGGUGGUCUUGGGUACACGAUUGUGUCAGGUGGCACUGACAACCAUCUCGUGCUUGUUGAUCUCAAGCCACAAGGUGUUGAUGGUGCGCGAGUGGAGAGAGUGUUGGAGUUGGUCGGUGUUGCUAGUAACAAGAAUACCGUACCAGGCGACAAGUCAGCAUUGAAACCAGGUGGGUUGAGAAUGGGGACGCCAGCAAUGACCACGAGAGGUUUCCAGCCAGAGGAUUUCGUGAGAGUGGCAGAUGUGGUGAACAGAGCAGUCACGAUUACUCAGAGACUGGAUAAGACGGCGAAGGAAGCGGCUGAGGCGAAGGGAAGGAAGAAUCCUGGAAGUGUGAAAGCUUUCUUGGAGUAUCUUGGGGAGGGGGAGAAUGAGCGGGAGAUUGUGCAGUUGAGGGCUGAGGUUGAGGAGUGGGUGGGAACUUUCUCAUUGCCUUGGGAGUGAGUUCAUUAGCAUAUAAUACUCAUGUUUUAGUCGGCGAGCAGUGCAUCUCAUCUCUGUGACUUUAUAGCAAACUCUUAAUCUCCCUGUAAGAAAUAUAUAUCAUUGUCCUAAUUCGAUAAGUCUACU